Messenger RNA from Hirundo rustica (Barn swallow), 2418 nucleotides. RefSeq lists its product as uncharacterized. Gene Ontology annotation, biological process: telomere maintenance via telomerase; telomere capping. The transcript is spliced from 14 exons. The record is from RefSeq and is a predicted model, not a curated record. Bases 2 to 1915 code for a protein of 637 amino acids. Gene Ontology annotation, molecular function: telomeric repeat DNA binding. Gene Ontology annotation, cellular component: shelterin complex; chromosome, telomeric region; telomerase holoenzyme complex. Lineage: Eukaryota; Metazoa; Chordata; Aves; Passeriformes; Hirundinidae.
CAUGGCGGCGGCGGCUGCUCCGCCGGGCGGGGCGAGCCCGGGGCUGGCGGCGGGGGAGCGUCUUGUGUGUGUGGACAAGAAUGUGGCUUCUCCCAAACUCUACGUCCUGGAGCCAUGGAUUGCUGACUUGUUGGUGAAUUACGAGCAACUGGAUGAGCGUGAGAAUUUCCUGGCUGGGCAGGUGGUGCGGAUCUUGAGUGACUCAGCUGCUCCUGGCCAGCCUGGGGUCCUCCAGGAUGCUGUGGUGCAGGUCUCUGAUGGAUCCUGCUACAUCCGUGUGGUCAUUACAUCUGAAGCUCUGCAGGCAGAGGAAAACGCCCACCUGCAGCUCAGGCUUUCCAGCCUUAAUUGCAGAAUUAUCGUCCUGCAGAAGUACACGGUGUGUUUUCAGGACGAGGCCAGGCUGGAGGACUGCGAGUUUUACCUCACGGCCCAGCAGUUCAUCGUGCUGCCCAUGCAGAGGCAGAGGAUGGAAUCAUCUGAUGGGAACCAGGAUCCCUCUGUGCUGAAGAAGAUAAAGGAGCUCUGGCUGAAGAAUCUUGCUGUGAGGAACGCUCCCAGCUCAGAGCCCUCUGUCUCUCAGCUGAUUGAUGCCAUUGGACAGAACCAGCUGGAGAUUUUGAAGGAAAAUGCUGAGGAAUGCUUGGAUUUAUGGAAAUCAAAGGAGAAGCCAGUGACAAUGGAGGACGAGGUUCCCAUCACGCAGUGGGAGGCAGAGCGCAAGAAGGAGCAGGGUGAGGAUGUUUUCAUGGUCCCGGUCAGCGCCCUGGUGAUCCCUCCUGAGGAGGAGGAGGAAGAGGAGGCAGUUGUUUGUGAUUCUUCUGAGGCAACAUCUGCAGGGUACACAGCCUGUCUCCCUAGCAGAGGUGCUCGAGCCCUUGGAUCGUCCUCAUGGCCUCCUAUGAACGCUCCAGAUCCCAUCCAGCCUUUAGUUUCCUCUACAGUUGGCUCAGCCCAUCUCCUUGGAUUGAGUGGAGGAGGUGCUGCAUCACCAACCUUGUCAGAUAGCUUGGAGGGAUCCCUGGAUAACCCCUGGAACAGGAUGCCCUCAUUGUCUUUGACCGCGAGCUCUUCAGACGAGAAGAGCUUUCAACUUGACCCUCCCCUGAAGACCCAGAAAGAUGUUCCUGCUGACAGCAACACCACCGACCUGCUGGAAGCGUGUAGCCGGGGCUCUCCUGAGGGCUUGCCCCCGGGAGAGCCAGUACAGACCUCCUCUCCCUCCCUGCUGCGCUCCCACAGCAGCGCCAGCCCGGUGGAGAUCAGCACCAGCGAGGCAGCCGGGGAAGUCCUGUGCGCUGCUCAAGGCCCACAGGGAUCCAGGGGCUCUCAGGCCCCCCUGCCCGCUCUUUCUCCAGUUCUUCCAGUCUUGCCCAGCAGCAGCUUGCAAUCCCCGCCCGGCAGCAUUCCUCGCAGGGAGCACGCCUGCUCCAGUGGCACAGCUUCCUCUGCAGAUGCCUUGAAGCCUGGACUGGCUCACGCCAGCACAAAGGGAGGAGAGACUGUGGGUAACAAGAGGAAGCUGAUGGAGGAGGAUGAGCGGGCCCGCAGUGGGCAGCAGCAUCCCCCAGGCACCUCGAAGGGCAAGGGGAGAGGCACAGGCAAGAGAUCGGAGCUCAUGGGCCCACGAGGUGCAAAGAAAAGCAGAAAGGAGGCAGGGCUGCAGCGCAGAAGGGAGCUUGAAGAGGAGGAGGAGGAGGAAGAAGAGCAAGUAUCCUCUGCAAGACCUGGGCCCAGCUCCAGGCUGGAGCAGUGCAGAGCUCCAGAGCCGUUCGUGGAGAGACCACCCCAGUACCAGUACGAGGCACCAAGCCCUGAGCUCUGCCAGCAGGUGCAGUCUAUCAGGAUCUCAAAGGCAAUGCUGAAGUGGGCAUGCUGGAUACUGACUGAGGAGGAGGAGGAGGAGGAUUCCUGAGCCCAGCCCACCUUUCACUCUUUUGUUUCUUCAGCGGGUUUGUCAGAACACUGGGAAGAGUAGUUGGGGGAGGGAUGUGGGGACACCAGAAGCUCUGUGCCCCAGGGGACUGCUGAGUGCGCUGGCUCCAAGGGUGCUGGCACAUGAACCUGUUGAAAGCCAAUACCCUCAGUGCUGAGAGGGGAAAAAAGCAUUCAUUCAGGAGUGCCUAUAUGUGAGCCAGUGUCCCUCUCCCACCUCUUCAUUCUUUCUAAAUGCCUUAUCCCUGCAGUUGGGGACUAAAGGUGACCCAGUGCCACUACAGCAGCAAUGGCAGAGGCCCCACAACCUGAUCCUGCUCCGAAGGUACCCCAGGAGCUUGGAUGGUUUAUUGAAUAAGUUUAGGUCGGGUCCUGCACUGUUUAUUACAAAAAAUAUCCCGCAGGGUUAUGCUGUAGAAAUUAAAAAUUGUAUAUUUUUUAAAUACACAGCUCUUGUAUUAAAAAAACCAAAACAGAACAAAA